AUGCUCAGAUCGGUUUGUGUCUCCUCUUUCAAAGGACGCAAGGGUGGGAACAAGUCGCCCAACAAAGCAUGUUACAGUGCAGACAUGACUUGUCCGUCAGACAGCGAGAAAAUCGUAAUAAACUGCGGAGGGGUGCGACACGAGACUUACCGCAGCACCCUCAAGACGUUGCCCGGUACCCGCUUAUCUUGGCUUACCGAUCCGGACGCGUUUAGCAACUUCGACUAUGACCCCAAAAUCGACGAGUUCUUCUUCGACCGCCACCCCGGCACAUUCACAUUCAUCCUCAACUACUACCGCACAGGCAAGCUUCACUGUCCCAACGAUGUGUGCGGCCCACUGUUCGAGGAGGAGCUCGCCUUCUGGGGCAUCGACGAGACGGACGUGGAGGCGUGCUGCUGGAUGAACUACCGUCAACACAGGGAUGCCGAAGAGGCGCUGGACAGCUUCGAGCAGCCCGAGCCAGAGGAGCCGGAAGACGACCUGGAGCUGACUGCGGACGGAGAGCUCAAGAGGCUGUGCCUGCACGAAGACGGACGCAAGAGGAGCUGGUGGAGUGUGUGGCAACCCUAUUUCUGGAAUCUUUUUGAGGAUCCGUAUUCUUCCAAGAAUGCCAAGUACUGUGCGUUCCUCUCCCUUCUGUUCAUCCUCAUCUCCAUCACCACCUUCUGCCUGGAGACGCACGAGGCCUUCAACACCAUCUACAACAAAACAGAAAACGUGACGGUGGGCAAUGUGACAAGUCAGGAGAUAGUCUACGAGGUGGUGACCGAUGGCUGGCUCACCUAUGUGGAGGGAACGUGCGUCAUCUGGUUCACCAUUGAGGUCAUGAUGCGCGUGAUCUUCUGCCCCUGCAAGAAGGAGUUCUUCAGUAGCACCCUCAAUAUCAUUGACUUUAUUGCCAUCAUGCCCUUCUACCUGGAGGUGGCGCUGAGCGGCCUGGAUUCCAAAGCCGCCAAAGACGUGUUGGGCUUCCUGCGAGUGGUGCGCUUCGUCAGGAUCCUGCGUAUCUUCAAGUUGACUCGUCACUUCGUGGGUCUGCGGGUGCUGGGCCACACGCUCCGCGCCAGUACCAACGAGUUCCUCCUCCUCAUCAUCUUCCUCGCCCUCGGGGUGCUCAUCUUUGCCACCAUGAUCUACUAUGCCGAGCGCAUCGGUGCCGACCCUGACGACCCUACGGCCGCCAAACACACAAACUUCAAGAACAUCCCCAUUGGCUUCUGGUGGGCUGUGGUCACCAUGACCACUCUAGGCUAUGGGGACAUGUACCCCGAGACGUGGUCGGGGAUGCUGGUGGGCGCGCUGUGCGCCCUGGCGGGGGUGCUGACCAUCGCCAUGCCUGUGCCUGUCAUCGUCAACAACUUUGGCAUGUACUACUCACUGGCCAUGGCCAAGCAGAAGCUGCCCAAGAGGAAGGGCAAGCACAUCCCUCGGCCCACCAUGCCGGGCUCGCCCAACUACUGCAAGCCAGACGCCCUGGCCAUGGCCACUGCCGGGCCGGGUAUGGUGAGCUCAGGCAGCCUGGGGGGAGGGGACUGCCCUCUGGCCCAGGAGGAGAUCAUCGAGAUCAACAGGACAGAUUCCAAGCAGAAUGGCGACGCAGCCAACGCAGCCCUGGCUAACGAGGACUGCCCCACCAUAGACAUGGUGCUUGGGGAGGAGAGGAGUCCUGCUGCUGGGGGUCUGGGCACCGGCGGAAGCCGUGAGCGCUAUCCCCAUGACCGCGCCUGCUUCCUCCUCAGUACCGGAGAGUUCCGUGCUACAGACGGCAACGUGAGGAAAGACGCUGCAGCGGCCAGCCCGGCAUCCCCCCCAGGAGAGGAGUGGUUCAAGCCGGAGGGGCCUCUGCUACAGCAGGACCUCAAUGCAAACUCAGCCUCCUCCUGGAUCAAACCAUAGCGAAUCAGAGGUAACACAAAAGACACAUACAGAAGUUUGGUUGAAAGCACAAUGAGCAAACACACAGUAAGACAGUAACAUGGCAAGCGUGUGCAAACC
Messenger RNA from Salvelinus sp. IW2-2015, 1998 nucleotides. Its product is annotated as voltage-gated potassium channel KCNC1. Gene Ontology annotation, molecular function: delayed rectifier potassium channel activity; protein binding. The record is from RefSeq and is a predicted model, not a curated record. Lineage: Eukaryota; Metazoa; Chordata; Actinopteri; Salmoniformes; Salmonidae. Gene Ontology annotation, biological process: protein homooligomerization; potassium ion transmembrane transport. Gene Ontology annotation, cellular component: neuronal cell body membrane; voltage-gated potassium channel complex; presynaptic membrane.